Messenger RNA from Panicum virgatum (switchgrass), 480 nucleotides. Its product is annotated as splicing factor 3B subunit 4-like. Bases 1 to 480 code for a protein of 159 amino acids. The transcript has a single exon. NCBI's taxonomy places the organism in Eukaryota, Viridiplantae, Streptophyta, Magnoliopsida, Poales, Poaceae. The record is from RefSeq and is a predicted model, not a curated record.
AUGCCGCUGGACGGCCGCCCCGCCGUCCUCAUCCGCGCGCGAGAGCUCCGUGCCCGGCGUAGAGCUGCGGCCAUGGCGUCCGCGUUCGCGGCCGCCGCCGCCGACGCACACCGCCCGCACGGCGCCGCCGCGCGCGUGAGCACGAGCUCCGCGCGCCCGACGUCGACACCGCUGGAGCAGGGGAAGGGCGAGCCGCCGUCGCCUCCGCACCGCCCGCGGCGCUCCGGCCGGCCGCCCGUGCGCGCACCUCUGCGGCCUGCCUCGCUGCCGUUUGGCCUGCCGCGCGCUCCGCCUGCCGUCGCGCAUGGCCACCGCGUGCUCCGCCCGUCAUCGCGCUUGGCCUGCCGAGGCCGCUCCUCUCCGCCGCGCCGCACCGCGGUCGGCCAGCCGCGGUCGCCCGGCCGCGGCCGCUCCUCUCCGCUGUGCCGCACCGCGGUCGGCCCGCCGCGGCCGCUCCUCUCCGCACGACCGGCGCGGUAG